Molecule: messenger RNA, 3462 nt
Organism: Diorhabda carinulata
Lineage: Eukaryota; Metazoa; Arthropoda; Insecta; Coleoptera; Chrysomelidae
Exons: 12
Coding region: 75-3326 (1083 amino acids)
Molecular function (GO): iron ion binding; heme binding; oxidoreductase activity, acting on paired donors, with incorporation or reduction of molecular oxygen
Source: RefSeq, a predicted model, not a curated record
CUAUUAUUCAAUAGAAAUAAUAUUCACACUGAAGAUUCUUAUUCACACAAGACGCAACUUUGAAUUUAGUCAUAAUGAUUCUAAUUUUUUUGAUAACGAUAUUAUGCAGUCUUUUUUUCUAUUUAUCGGUUUUGAAACCGCGUAAAUAUUGGAAAAGUAGAAAUGUGGUACAAGAGAAUCCUCCAUUGGUUUUUGGCGAGGUUCUCAAGACCUUUCUUCAACAAGAAAGCUUCUUUGAAAGCAUCAUACGUAUUUAUAGACAAUUUUCUAAUCUGAGAUAUUUUGGAACAUAUCAGUUUAACACGCCGAUAUUUGUUGUCAAAGAUGUGGAGUUGAUCAAAAAAAUGUGCAUCAAAGAUUUUGAUCACUUUGUCGAUCAUAGAGUCUUCCUACCAGAAUCGGUGGAUCCAUUAUGGGCGAGUAAUUUAUUUUCUCUAAAAGGUCAAAAAUGGAGAGAAAUGCGAGUGAUGUUGACUCCCCUUUUUACCACAAGGAAAAUGAAAAAUAUGUUCAAACUUAUGAACAGCGCUGCCGAAACUUUCGUUAAACAUUUCGAAGAUCAACCAAAAGAUUUGAUCGAAUUGGAUUUUAAAGAUACAUUGAAUCGUUAUACUUGCGAUGUUAUCGCAACAACGGCUUUUGGUAUCGAAAUAGAUUCAUUGAAAUGUCCAAAAAAUGAAUUUUACGAAAUCGGUAUGGAAUUUACUGAUUUUACUGGCUGGAGAAAAUUUUUAUUCUUGAUCAUUUUAUUCAUACCUGAAUAUAUAUUGAAGUUAUUUGGAGUAAGAAUCAUGAACGAGAGGGUGACGAAGUUUUUUACAUCGGUUAUAGACGAAACAAUUAGAACUAGAGAAGAAAAAGGCAUCGUCCGUCCUGAUAUGAUUCAUUUAUUUAUGCAAGCUAGAAAAGGAUGUCAAGAAGUUGAAAACGACGAUAUUAUUGAUACAGGAUAUGCUACGGCUAGAACAUCAUCGUAUUUUGGUGAUAAAACUGGUAACAAAGUCCAGAUUUCCAAUGAGGAUAUUGCUGCGCAAGCUUCGAUAUUUUUCUUCGGGGGAUUCGACACCAUUUCUAGUGCAAUGCGUUUUUUAAUAUGCGAACUUGCUGUUAACACCGACGUACAGAAUAAAUUGAGGAACGAAAUCAUCACAACAUACGAAUGUUGUCAAGGAAAUGUCACUUAUGAUGCCGUUAUGAGAAUGCUUUACAUGGAUAUGGUUGUUUCAGAAAUAUUGAGAAAAUGGCCUAACGGUACAAUCCUAGAACGCGUCUGUACGAAACCUUACGUAAUACCAGCACAGGAAUCAAAUGAGGAGGAUAUAAUAUUGGAAAAAGGAAAUUUGAUUUGGAUACCACUCGCAGGAUUCCAUUACGAUCCAAAAUAUUUCCCAGAUCCAGAAAAAUUCAAUCCCGAACGGUUCAGUCCGGAAAAUAGGGACACAAUUAAUCCUUACAUAUAUAUGCCCUUCGGUACCGGUCCUAGAAACUGUAUAGGCUCUAGAUUUGCUCUGAUGGAGAUAAAAGUUAUGUUUUUUCACCUUCUUCGAAAGUUCGAAAUUAUCCCAGUGGAAAAAUCGAAAUUGCCAGUCAAAGCGUCGAGAAAAAGUUUUAUUUUAGAUGGUAACUGUUUCUGGUACGGAUUGAAAAAACUAAAACACGCGCCGCUGAUUACAAAUCAAGCAGCUUUUUCUAUAAAUUGCAGAGAAUUUGUUAAAAAUAAAGUGAUUCGAGAAAACGCGACUAUGUUAUUUUUUAUACUUUCUUCAAUUAUAUUCCUAAUUUGGAUUUACUGUUUUCUUAUCGUGCCCCUAACAUUUUGGAAACAAAAAGGCGUGAAACAAAAAGGUUUAUGGAAUUGUUUUGUGACAUCUUGGUUAGUAUUUUUGAAACGUCAAAGCGUGGGGGAUAUGGUCAAAAGUUUCUACGAUGAAUUUCCAGGAAACAGAUAUAGUGGCUUGUAUCAAUUCAAUGCACCAGCGUUAAAUAUAAGAGAUCCUGAAUUAAUAAAGCAGAUAACGGUGAAGGAUUUUGAAUAUUUCAGUGCAAGAAGAACUUACAUUCCAGAGGAUACCGAUCCGUUGUUUGGCAAAAGUUUAUUUUUGUUAAAAGGUGAACGAUGGAAAAAUAUGCGUUCGACGAUCAGCCCGACGUUCACUACUAGCAAAUUGAAAGGAAUGUUUCAUCUAAUAAAAGAAUGCUCGGAUAAUUUCACCAAAUAUUUCUUAAAAAAAGAGUUGGACGUGGUGCCUGUUCAAUUUAAAGACGUUUCAGGUCGAAUUUGUUCAGAUAUUAUAGCAACUGUUGCGUUCGGAAUAUCCGUUGAUUCUUUAGAAAAUCAAGAUGAUAUAUUUUAUGAAAUGGUUAGCCGCGUUACCGAUCUUUCAAAGUUUUCCAAACUGAUCAGAUUCUUGGGGUUUUUAUUAGCACCGAGAUUAUUCAAAUUACUCAAUAUUAAAUUUGCCGAUGAAAAUGAAGAAAGAUUUUUCAGAAGCCUUGUUGAUUGUACAAUAAAGGAAAGAGAAGAAAAAAAUCUUGUUAGACAGGAUAUGAUACAUCUGCUAUUGCAAACUAGACAAGGGGUUAACAUUGAAGAGGAAACUACUUCAGACGAAACUGGUUUUGCUGUGAUAGAAGAUGAAACAACGAAUAAAGGAAAUGUUCUUACUGAUAUCACCAACGAAGAUAUAACUUCCCAAGCUUUUCUAUUCUUUUUCGCUGGAUUUGAAUCAGUAUCUACGCUGAUGUGCUUCAUGGCGCAUGAAUUAGCUGUAAAUCAGGAUAUUCAAAAUAAACUGAGAGCAGAAAUUGAAUAUACAGAUGAAAAAUGUAAUGGAAAAGUUACGUAUGAAGCUCUCGUUCGAAUUAAAUAUUUAGAUAUGGUCGUUUCAGAAACCCUUCGAAAAUGGCCUCCUCAAGCUGGAGCAGAAAGAAUCUGCACCAAACCCUACACCAUCCAACCGUCAACUUCGGAAGAACGUCCGAUUGAUUUAAAACAAGGAACCGUUGUUGUAUUUCCAGUAUUUGGUAUACACCGAGAUCCAGAAUAUUUCCCGAACCCCGAACGUUUCGACCCCGAAAGAUUCAACGACGAGAACAAACAUAUGAUAAGGCCUUACAGUUAUCUGCCUUUCGGAUCUGGUCCCAGAGGUUGUAUCGCAUCCAGACUUGCAAUAUUGGAAACGAAAAUUUUCUUUUAUACGCUUUUGAUUAAAUUCGAAUUGGUGCCUAUUGAGAAAACGUGCGUACCUCUAAAACUGGCAAAAAAUCCAGCUCUGAUUGCAGUGGAAGACGGUUGCUGGCUGGGAUUUAGGAAAAUAAAACACUAAAUUCGAAUUUUUACUUCAUUUAUGAUCUAUAAUGACACUCUAUUAGUUUUUAAUCUGAAUUAAUCAGAUUUUAUUGUAAAAAUUUUAUGUUUUUUAUUAUUUUUAUUGAUUUAAAAUAUAGUAAGACUUCACGUGA